Pseudo-nitzschia multistriata is the source of this 5395-nucleotide messenger RNA. The record is from the annotation of a GenBank genome assembly. NCBI's taxonomy places the organism in Eukaryota, Bacillariophyta, Bacillariophyceae, Bacillariales, Bacillariaceae.
AUUUAAGGAGCAGCAAGACGAGAUUGGGUCGGGAUUGCAUCACAUUUCAGCCGGGCAAGCAAUCGGAGUGAAGAGCUUGGCUAUCGGUUCUGUUCUUUUCUAUUUGUCUGGCGCUUUUGGACAGGCAAUCGUAGUCGCAACCGCGUUCGAAAUCCACACCCCUGAUGGCGGCACCCGCCAUGCCAUCUCCGAGGCGGAGGAAGUCGGCAGCUGCCAGCCGGUAUCUCGAGGCCAUUCAAAUUCAGUGCGGGGGGGGCACGACGAACGUGUACGACGAAGGGAAUGUUAGGGGGAGACCAAUUCCCAGUCGAAACAACAACGACAGCCGCACGAGGACGAGAACUGAGAGCCGGAACGGCAAUGAUGGGAACCGUACCAGCACCGUGAACAUCAAUGGGAUGAGUUGUUCCGGAAACGGGUACACUCCAGUACCCGUCGCCUCCGGUUGUCAUCCUGUGUCAUCCUCCGGACCCGCCGCCAAGGCCUUUCGAUCGACACCGAUCGAUCGCAGAAGCGGCAGCCGAACGACAAGCACCUUCAAAACAAAAUCGUCCGGCAACCCACAAACGACGCAAUCGGUCUACGAGAAGAUCAGUGUCGCUGGAAAGGCCGCGGAUUGUUCCCGGAGCAUUCUUACCGCAUCGACGGCCAUGAUGGCGGAUCCGUCGUACGACUCAAUCUCCACGUCCACCACUACCAAUUCGCCGGGAGGAAUCUUCAAGAAGAAGCAGAACAACAAGAAAAAGGGUAGCAGCCCCACUCGUCCUUCCAGGAGGAGGGGGAGGUCUCCGACGCAAGUUCCACACGGAACCAACAGCAUUAGUAGCAGCACCCAAAACAGAACCGACACAGGUCGCUAUAGUCGCAGCAGGGGGAACUAUACCGGUGCGCUAGAACACCGGGUCGUCGCGGGGGACAAGGACGAUGACGACGACAAUGACAUCCCAGGAAUUCCUUCCGGCAACAACAAAAUGAACCACCGAGACACACACAAACACUACCGCCACCAACCGGGAACACAGACCACGGCACCGCUGUCGGGUGAGUCACCCAGCAUUCCUCGUAGUCCACACCGACUACAUUCGAAUCUGACUACUACUCCACGGAAGAACGGCGGCAACAGUCCAUGUUCCCCCGACGACGAAACCACGAAGACUGGUCCCAUGACACCCUUUAGUGUCGAGAGCACCAGUGGGAUCAACGAGGACGGAGAAGGAAGAAUUGGUUCUCACGACGAUGAUUCCGAGGAUUCUCCUGCGCGGUUUCUAAGGGAUGUUCCCUUGGAGGAGGAACAACAUGAACACGAAAACGAAAACCAUGUCAAUGAGCAUUUCGGGGACGAGACCGGUAGUACCAGCCACUACUACCAACGGAAGCAGCAGCAACCACGUUCCUUUGAAAACCGCCACAGCAGCAAGAUCAUCAGCUACCCCGGGAGCCCCGGAAAAGGUUUGUUUCCAAAAACAAAUCCACGGAUGCCAGACUCUCCCGGGCAACCGCGGCCCAAUUCUCCCAGCCGCGGCACGGGGUCACUCUGGAAGUUUCGCCAGGCGCAGCAGCAGAGGCAACAGCAGCACAGACAGAAGCAGCAACAGCAACAUGCGAAACCAGAUCUACAGCCGCACGCACCGUGGAGUCCCUCGGAGCCCGGAGCGCCCACGGAAGUCGCGAGGAAUUUCAUCAAACGGCACUUCAAUCCGUAUCCACUCUCCCGUUCCAUGCUGACCACUACAUCGCCCAGCCACAGUGAUAUCUUGUCCAAGGUCCGAAACCGGUUCCAGCAAACUUUGGACGAUCCAUCUUCGCGGAGGCAGCAGCAAAUUCGGGACAGCAACGCCAAAGAAGAGGACGAAAUAAUUCUUCCAUCUCUAUUGGACACGGCAUCCUCGUCGGUGUCAUCGGCCUCUGUCCUUGGGGAUCAACCAGGGGACAGAGAGCCGAUGUCGGUUUCCAAGCUGACACGCCACGUGGAAAACGCCAGAAAACAAUCUAUCCUGUCCUCCUGUGGGUCGGAAACCACAGACACCGCCUCCCGUGACAACGUUGCCUCGUACCUCGACGCCAAAUACGGAACGAACAAACCGAACGGCAUGCCUUCGCAGCUUCAAGCGCCGACGUUUUCCAACAAGACGGCUCGGACCGCCAUGCUUCGGAGUCUCUUGUCGCCGCCCGACGACGACAACAGCGGGGAAAACCCUCGAGCCGAAGAAGGGCAGCAGCAAACGCCAAAACAAUCGCAGGAUGGCCAACCCCCAGUAAACACCACCACCGCAAACAAACCAAUAAUAGCGGAAGGCGGACUCCGCCGGCGGCCAAUGGGUGCGCAGGUAAAGGCCCUUGCGGCACACUACCGACGUGGCAGAGGCACCGCUCGGGGGGCACAGAAUCAGCAUCAGCAACGGCAGGACCAUGGACAAGAGUGCGAAAAAGUACAAACUGAACACCAGCAAGAUCCUCAGGAUUUGAAUGUGAUCAUCUCCUACAGCAAAAGUUCGCACAAGGUGGGGGUUCCCAAUCCAAUUAUGAGUCUGACUGCGCCCCAGGUAAAAACAACCACCGUGCCAGAUUCCAUCCUGAGUUUGUCCACUAGCAGCCACUCCCCUACACCCAUGAGUUCCAACUUCAUUCUGGGGAUACAGCCGCGGAAAGAGCAAGGAGAGAACUCCAAACGGGAACAAUCCUUUCAACCAGAAGAUAUUCGACAACACGAAGGCAUCGACGAGGACGACGAAUCGACUCUGCCGGAAUACGAUAGCGAGAGAAACGGGUCAUCGAAUGGAAUGAAGAAUACCACUCGGUCCCAAGAGUUUGUUUCGUAUAACGAGCGUGCGAGUCCAAAUACCGCCGACGUCUUUCAAUCCAAGGGAAUAUCUCUUUCGAAGAAAAAAAGAAUAAGGAAAAAAGAAAAUGGCAGAAGACAUGAAAGUCAGAAAAAUGCUAAGACCAGAAGUAGGGGCCGUGAUCGCGAUCGAAGAGGGAAGUCUCCUAUACAACCACUGUUUUCCUCUGAGCGACUGGACGAGACGAACGAUUCUUCCAUCCGCGAGUCUUCCAUUCGAAGCAAGUCUCUCGGAAGAACGAUGACCUCGGAGCAAUUCAUGAGGAUGGCCAAGAAUAACCUAACUGGAUCCGAGUUUGGUAAAGAACAAGGAGAMCCCCCMCCCCGCCGAUCAAAAUCUCUCUCGCAGCGAGAGGGAAGAAAGCCGUUCCAUGCAUCGAUUCAGCUAUCCCAAGCAAUGAGGGCCAUGUCGACUGAACGAAAAAACAGACUCCAACGGGCCAAUGAGCGAGUUAAUGAAGACGGAGAAGCGGUAAAAGAACGAGUCACUCUCGGCAAUGAAGAAUCUCUCCCCCGUCCAGAGACUGGACCACCGGGUGCUUCUUCGCAUCAAAAAGGCCUACCAACAAUCCCUAACCAUAUCAGCCCAUCUGGGUCGAGUUUUGAGUGUGAUCUUACACCCAGCGGAACCUUUCCACUCAACGAGUCUGCCGCCUCUCCCAAACCAACUGGAAAGACAGAAUUCUCUACGUUCAGGAAAGGUACUUCGAACGAUCUAAAAUCCAUUAAAGACAAGAUCCGGUCCUACAAUUUAAAACGAUCUCCAAAGCGUGGAAGAGCUUUGAACCGAAUCGCGUCACCGGAAGAAACCUCGCCUAUACUCUACACUGACCACGGAUAUUCAAGUUCCAGUCAAAGCUCUUUUUCUGCUGGGAGAAGUAGGCACUGUAGAAAAAGCCCAAACGCAACGAAAUCAACUGAAGAAGAAAAAAAAGAAGAGGAAAGAAACAUUCUUCGUAAACCUUCCGGAAAUAGUUUUCUGGAUAGGCUUCAACGAAGAUAUGUCAAAGCCCAAUAUUUUGGUGAAGGAGGAGAAGACGAAAGCCAUACACCAGUCAAUGACGAGUUUAGUGUACAGAGUCUUCGGGAACGAUUUGAACAAAGUUUUCAUUCUAGGCAAACUGACGAAGAAGUCGCAAAUGACCGAAGCGUGCGGAAUCUCAAAGAAAUGUUCGAGUCUCCUAACAAUCACAAAGGGGAGACCGUGAACAAUUUGAGAGCGAAAUUUGAGCGCCCAAAAUCAAGAUCAUUGAGGUCGUCAUUUCUCAACGAUAACGUGGGAACAGCGGAAAUGCGCAAGCCUUUACCCAACCUUAUGAACUCAUUGUCAAUGCGUCAUCAUCGAGAGAAAAACUCGAGGCUCCCAAAUCAAAGAGGCCAACGACAAGACAAAGCAAAAUCGAAUCACUCCAAAGGCAAAGAGAGGAAUCCCUCGCAUGUUUCUAACGAGAGUCGAGCAGAGUCUAGUUCGAACGGUAGUUAUGGUUUCGUUUCUCGAGGAGUUCCAGGAUCUUACUCCACUGCACCCGGACAAGGUCAAAUUGUUAAUAACGACAUCAAAGGAAAUCUAUCCGACUCCGAUUUUUCAGAUGCUGUCACGCUUGAUCCAUCAUACGUCGAAGUUUCUCUUUUGUCGAACUCAUCACCACCAAGUUUUCCCAUAUCUAGUUGGAGCGCACAGGGAAGAAAUUGUGGGCUCACCAAGAAGGACACGAAAGAAGCUUCAACCGAAUCCGGUUUUUCAGAUGCUGUCACGCUGGAUCCAACAGUCGCUGAUGUCUCUCGUUUGUCGCAUCCAUCAACGUAUCUAUCAACUCCAAGAGUUCCAGGAUCUCAUUGGACUGAACAUAGAGGGUCUUUCAGUGGUCAGCGUAAUGAACUUGAAAAGAAUGACACAAAAGGAGCUUCAGCCGACUCGGACUUUUCGGACGCUGUCACGCUUGAUCCAUCAUACGCUGAAGUGUCUGUGUUAACAACUCCGUCACCCAUUAGAAGCAUACCAAGCAAUGAAUCUGAUCGAAAUUCAGACUUAAGUCAAUCGUUAUUGCUUGGAAAUCUAGAAAAGAAAUUUAUCAAGGAAAAUGAUAGCGCGACUCAACAGCUAUCUUUCGAAGAUAUUUCCAACGAUUCCGAAACAAACUAUGAGGAACAACCUCGUGAUAGCGCUGUGCCAGGCACUUCCUCGAAACACAAGUAUCGCAAACCCGAUUUGCAAAGGCAACCUAGCCUAAAGAUGUAUGCAAACGAGCGAGUACCAGAUUCCUGUGAUCGACCAUAUGCUCGAAGAACAUCGGAAUCUUCCCGAUCCGUGGACAAAAGACACACGUUCGCUCAUUCUUCUGGUCAUUCAAGCUCAUCUAUGUUUGCUAGCAGGGAGUUAAUCGGAUCUUCCAGCAGAUCUCAACGAUCUAUAUGCAGUGACCGGUCACCAGCCAGAUCCCCGAUUCGAUCGAAAGGAAAUUCCCGAGACUUGAUGCAAUCCAUUUCUAGAUCUCCCCGGUCAAGAGCAAUUCCUCCUGUGUCACCCGAGUCACCAAAUCAAUCCAGUCGAUCCCA